UAUCCUUGAAUUCCACUUACAGGAACACUUCACACUGAUGGCAGCAACAGGUUCACCGUCUGAAGAGGACUUGCUUUGUCCUCAGUGCAAGGGGAUUUACUGGAUUCCCGUUGUCUUAAAUUGUGACCACAAUAUCUGUAAACUUUGUUUACAGAAAUUCUGGGAAUUGGAAGGAUGCAGAGAAUGUCCUGUGUGUCGUGCCGUGGCUGGGACUGGGAGGCCUCCUGUCAAUUUGCAACUAAAGAUAGCUUCGGACAAAUAUCGAACACAGAUGAUGACCGGGAAUCUGGAAGUUUGUUGUAUUCACUCCGAGAAGCUUCAGUUUUUUUGUCACAGUGACGACGAGCCCAUCUGUCUCGUCUGCCAAACAUCAUCAAAGCAUAAAGUUCACAAGUUCGGCCCGUUGGAGGAGGCAGCACGACAGAAAAAGAAAGAAAUAUCAGACAUGCUGGAGCCCUUCAAGAAAAAGCUCAGAAUGCUAAACAAGACAAAGGGGCAGUGGGAGGAAACAAGGAGCUACAUACAGACCCAAACCGAUCAGUGUGAGAGAGCGAUUAAGGAGGAGUUUGAGAAGCUACACCUGUUCCUGUUAGAGGAGGAAAACACCAGGCUGACGGUGCUCAAACAGGAGGAGGAAGUGAAGAAGCAGGUGAUGAGCGAGAAGCUGGAAAACCUCAAGGACCAGAUCAAAACCCUCUCCGCCACCAUCAGUGAUAUCGAGACGGCCCUCAGAAGGAGGGAUGUACCUUUCUUACAGGACUACAAGCAGACAAAGAAAAGUGUCAAAUGUGUCAUCCGGGAGCCGGAGUGCAUCAGAGAUAUCCUGAUCAACUCUGCACAACAUUUGGGGUUACUGGGGUACAGAGUGUGGAGGAAGAUGGCUGACACCGUCAAACAUGUUCCCAUCACUCUGGAUCCAAACACUGCUCAGUCCAACCUGAGGUGCUCUGAGGAGCUGACCUGUGUGCAGUACAGCAAGAAGCAGCUCCUACCUGACAACCCUGAGCGCUGCACCAACCGCGUGUGUGCGCUGGGUGCCACCGGCUUCACGUGGGGAAAACACAGCUGGACUGUAGAUGUGGGCCAAGGCAAAGACUGGUACAUCGGUGUGGCCCAGGAGUCAAUCAACAGGAAGAGCGCUGUCUUCCUCAACCCCACUGAGGGAUUCUGGGUGAUCGGCCUGCUAAACGGAGACUCAUACUGGGCCGAGACCUCGCCUCGCACCAGGCUUGUGUUGAAACACAAGCCUGAGAGGAUUACUAUUAAAGUGGACUAUGACAGAGGGAAAGUAGUCUUCAUUAAUGCGACUGAUUUGACAACAAUCCACACGUUCCAUGACAGAUUUACAGAGAAGAUUUUCCCCUAUUUCUCCCCUGGGCUGUAUGAUGAGGAAAAAAUCUCCAGCCCAUUGACUAUCUGUCCUCUGUCAAUACGUGUGGUGUUAGAAUAAGCUCACGCGCUGCAGGUGGCUUUACGUUGUAGCUGCUACAACUGGAAGAAUAAGGAACAUGCUGCAUGGUUCAAAUAUUGAUUGCACUCCUGUCCUGGGCCUGAUAGUUCAGAAGGUUUUAAGCGGAUAAAAAGGAUUUGUCCACUUUUUUUUCUUCCAGCUCACUUUUGUACCGGCUUUUCAAAAAAAAUAAAAAAAAGAUUACCUGAUCCAGCUUCACACUCUUAAGGAUGAUCAAAUCCCAAUUUAAAGUGCUUUUUAGCCAAUGUAUGUUUCAUCACACUACAUAUACAGUAAUUGUCCACAGGGGGUCCCAAAAUCCAUAGAAAGAUCCUCAGUUACUUUUUUUUUUUUUUUUUACUCUUAAUGAACCAUUUAAUGCUUGAAACAUUUUAGGACAGAAAAACUCCUUUAUUAUUAUUUAGCCCUAAAUGUGAAGCUCAUCUACCUUGUCACUGAAACAUUACAUUAUUCUAGUGGGGAAUGUAUUUAAACAAUGUUAUAAAAUAUCAACUACCUUUUAAAAAUGUUGCUUUUGAACAACCCAACUUCAGGUUUUAAUCCUAUCCAAUAGCUUUAAUCCUGUUGGUUUGCUUUUUAGAACAACAGGGCCCUGAACAUUAAGCAUCAAACAGUAUGAUACUGUGUAACAUGACUGUUAUGAAAGCACUUAUACUGGAUCAAACAAAAAGGACUACUUC
Messenger RNA from Labrus mixtus (cuckoo wrasse), 2151 nucleotides. RefSeq names its product zinc-binding protein A33-like. NCBI's taxonomy places the organism in Eukaryota, Metazoa, Chordata, Actinopteri, Labriformes, Labridae. The record is from RefSeq and is a predicted model, not a curated record. Gene Ontology annotation, molecular function: zinc ion binding; protein binding. The transcript has 6 exons. The coding region runs from base 38 to 1450 and encodes 470 amino acids.